Molecule: messenger RNA, 193 nt
Organism: Pelobates cultripes (western spadefoot toad)
Lineage: Eukaryota; Metazoa; Chordata; Amphibia; Anura; Pelobatidae
Source: the annotation of a GenBank genome assembly
AUGUCGUUAGCACCGGCAGAUCUCACUAUACUGACUAUCAACGCCCGAGGGCUCAAUAAUCCUGAGAAACAUUCGGAAGCCCUACAAGAUUUUCAUGCUGCUAGAGCCUCCAUAGUAUACAUACAGGAAACUCACUUUAGGGAGGAUUCUAGGUCCAAAUUGACAAACCACCACUUCCGGAUGGGAUAUCACA